Messenger RNA from Micromonas commoda, 1059 nucleotides. It is a transcript of the gene RN3.3, whose product is annotated as ribonuclease III/double strand RNA binding domain-containing protein. The record is from RefSeq and is a predicted model, not a curated record. The transcript has a single exon. Bases 1 to 1059 code for a protein of 352 amino acids. Lineage: Eukaryota; Viridiplantae; Chlorophyta; Mamiellophyceae; Mamiellales; Mamiellaceae.
AUGGCCGCCGCGAGUCUCGGUGCCCGAUUCGCGCCGUGUGUGACUGGGUGCGACGAUACACGCGCCUACCGGGCCACGACAGUGGCAUCUUCGAGGACGAGAGGAGGGUUUAGCGUGGAGUGCCUUUGGAAACGGAAAAGCGCAACUUCGAGACGAAUCAGGCAACGGAAAAGCGCGCUGCGACGCAUCUACAUGGACCCCGAGGACGAGGAUAGGCUUCGGACGUGGCGCAAGCUGAUCGUGAACGUGCCCAUCGAGAAAAUACUCCCGCGCGACAUCAGCUUCGGCCCCGGGAUCGAGAGAGAUGGGGACGCGGCCGAACGAAUGGCGUUCUUCGGCGAUAAAUAUCUAAACCUCUCGGUGGCAAAGGCUCUGGAGAGGCAGCUCCUGGAUGGCGACGAGACGAUGAGCAUCGGUGAGAUGAGCGUGCUGUGCUCGUCCGCGCGUAGUAACAUGCUCUUCGCGAAACUGCUGCCCAAGCUGCUCACCCCGGACAUGGUCGCCGCGGUCCCCGAGGAGGCCAUCAUGGAAGGUAGACAGCACAGCGUGGGCACGCUCCUCGAGAGCUGCGUUUAUCUGGUGUACACGACUGGCGGCGGCGAAGGAGCCGCGGCGGUGGACGAGCUCGGCACCUUCCUGUUGGAGGAGGCCGAGAAGCAGGCCGCGGACGUGCACAACUAUAAGGGCGCGCUGUACGAGCUCAUAGCCAAGGGCGUGGACGGGUACGUGGUCACCAAGGACAAGAUGGGCGAGGCCAGCGGCGGGGCGCACCCUCAGCGGUUCGAAACUGAGGUUGAACUCGACGGCGUCCGAGCUCGAUUCCUGGCGAGGAACAAGAGGGAGGCGGAGCGCGGCGCCGCGAAGAGGGUCCUGGAGAAGCUGUUCGAGCGCGAACGGAUGAGGGUGCUCGCCGGUGAGGACCUGGGCUCGCGUGGGGGGUCGUGGCAAGGGACGCCGGAGAGACCCGUGCCUCCACCGCAGCUUCUUAGGAAGAAGAGCGGCAGCUUUGACAGCAUGGAUGAAGCCAUGGAGGCGGACGAGGUCAUGGGUGAAGCGUGA